UGGAGCCAAUUUUACAAUAUGAAGAUCAAAGUUCAAGUCAUGUUAGCCUAUCUCCUCAUUGUAUUUCUACUUCUUCCAUCCUCACAAUCUCAUUAUUCCUCAAUACCCAUGCAAAUUACAGUUAACCAUGAUAUGAAGACAAGACCUCCCAAACCAAACAGGUUCUUGUUAGCUGCUUGGGAACAUGGAACAAAUGUGAAGGGUAACAUGAAAAAGGUUCCAUCAGCUCCAAAUCCAAAAGGAAACCUGCAUCCACCAUCCAAGCCAUGAAUAUAUAUAUAUAUAUAUAUAUAUGAAGUGGAUUCAACUGUGUUAUUGUUUCUCUCUGCUAAAACCUAGUGCACGCAUAUACUAUUAGUUAGGGAAAUUUGUGUGAAAUCUUGUUUUCUUCUUCAAUUGAUGCAUCCAAUAUGGGGUUUUAAAUAUGCUUUAUUAAUUUUUUGUCAGAGAGCUUCCUCAGGUCUUUGUAGUUUUAAUACGUGACAAUGUUUGUUUGGAUUGAGUUGUAAAGAGUUUAAUGUUGUUUUAAGUUAAUUUUCGAAUUUGAAUGUUGUGAUUGGAAAAAUAAUAUUAGAAAAUUUUGUUUUUCAUUUAAA
Molecule: messenger RNA, 596 nt
Organism: Gossypium raimondii (Peruvian cotton)
Lineage: Eukaryota; Viridiplantae; Streptophyta; Magnoliopsida; Malvales; Malvaceae
Exons: 3
Coding region: 19-270 (83 amino acids)
Source: RefSeq, a predicted model, not a curated record